Ziziphus jujuba (common jujube) is the source of this 816-nucleotide messenger RNA. RefSeq names its product phenylacetaldehyde reductase-like. Gene Ontology annotation, molecular function: oxidoreductase activity, acting on the CH-OH group of donors, NAD or NADP as acceptor. The record is from RefSeq and is a predicted model, not a curated record. The transcript is spliced from 5 exons. The coding region runs from base 1 to 816 and encodes 271 amino acids. NCBI's taxonomy places the organism in Eukaryota, Viridiplantae, Streptophyta, Magnoliopsida, Rosales, Rhamnaceae.
AUGAAACAUGUGCAUAUCGACUUCCAUUUUGUUUGUGAUCAUGUCACUACUGGUUCACUUCAUGUUGCACAUGUUUCCACUUAUAAUCAAAUUGAUGGUGUUUUGACCAAGCCUUUGUCUAGCUCCCACUUUCAGCUUCUACGUUCCAAGCUGCGUGUUCUUCCAAUACCCACUUGCUUGAGGGAGGCUGAAGUAAUUGACCCUGCAGUGAAGGGAACAUUGAAUGUUCUAAGAUCGUGUAUGAAAUUUCGAUCAGUGAAGAUAGUAGUUGUAACAUCUUCCAUGGUUUCACUUACAAUCAAUGGGAAACCUCUCACACCCGAUGUGGUAGUUGAUGAGACAUGGUUUUCAGAUCCUGCCGUUUGGGAGGAGUUGAAGAAUUGGUAUGCACUUUCAAAAACUUUAGCUGAGGAUGCUACUUGGAAGUUUGCAAAAGAAAACAAGAUUGACGCGGUCACCAUGCAUCCAGGGUUUACUACUGGUCCUUUCUUACAGUCAACUCUUAACGUGGCAGCAGAGAUUGUUCUGAAUCGUAUAAAUGGAUCACAAACCUUAGCUAACAUGAUUUAUAGGUUUGUUGACGUUAGAGAUGUAGUAUAUGCACAUAUUCAAGCAUUUGAAGUAGCUUCAGCAAGUGGAAGAUAUAUUUUAGUAGGAACUGUUAGAACAAUAUGGGAAAAUGAAAAACCUCCUUUGCCAAUCUAUCAUGUAUCCAAUGAGAAAGCAAAAGGUUUGGGUAUUUUCUUCAUUUCGUUGGAAGUGAGUCUCAGGGACACUGUUGAAUGCUUCAAGGAGAAGGGUUUUCUAAUCAUGUAA